Patella vulgata (common limpet) is the source of this 294-nucleotide messenger RNA. RefSeq lists its product as uncharacterized. Lineage: Eukaryota; Metazoa; Mollusca; Gastropoda; Patellidae. Bases 1 to 294 code for a protein of 97 amino acids. The record is from RefSeq and is a predicted model, not a curated record. The transcript is spliced from 2 exons.
AUGGGAGGGAAGUUACCCGGCUUGUUUGGUGAUUGUUCUGGUGGACGUCAUUCAACCACCUGUUUCUCUGCUCGACUCAUGUGGAGGGAGAAAGGUGAUGGAGAGAUCUAUGUAUACAUGCCAGAUCAGGCUGCGGGAUUCUACGAAAGAAAAGACUUUGCGAUAAUUAAUGGUCUCUUCUUUUCGCCAAUUUUUGGUGGUGGAAGCCCUCCGUGGGCCUCCAGACUGGAUUGUUACUCAUAUUUCAAAGAUUUUAUUAUAUCGGAGGGUGCCGAAGUACCAAUCAUUGGAUGA